AGAGCAGUUGCAAGUACAUUUGAAGGCGCUACUGUGUAGCGGUCGACACAGCAGCCAGGGAAUGGUCACGAUGAUGACCACCACGACAAAUGAGCUUUCCACAUAAGCUCCGAAGCGGAUUUUCCUAUAAAAGCAUUGGGGUAAAAACUGUCUGCGCAAAAACUCAGUAACACGAGUGUCGGGUAAUAAUUUUAAGGAAAAUUUCGAGUUUGAUUGACGGAUAUUUUGAGUGGACGGUAUUAUUAUCAUAAAUAUGUUUAAAUAAUAUAACAAUACGUAAAUUGAUUAGUGUUUGUGAGUGUGUGCUGUGUGGGUGUUUGUGUGACAAUUCGUAAAGACCCGCGCCAUCUUCGUGCCCGAGAUUGGCCUUUCCGAGUUCAGUGUGUGCUAUUAGACAUUGUUCUAAUAAAACACAUACACGAACACACAUAUGUGCAAUACGAUAAAAAAUUAUUGAUAUAAUACAUAGAGUUACCAGUGAUGUCAUUUUAUUUUUAUUCCAAUCUACAGAACUCUGUAGAUCGCCGUUAAAAAUUCAUGUAAAAAAGUUUCAAACACGCAAGUAAAAACUUAUUAAUAACUAAAAUAUUAAAUGAAUAUCCAUAAUGUGUCAAGUUAAGAGCUUCGAUUUAUCUAAAAAUAAUAAAAAAUUGUCGUCUGAUAAAUUAACUAUUUUAGUUUUCGAACCCUGGAGUUUUUUAUUCGGAGCUGCAUCAGCUUGGACUUGUAAUUACCCAAUCUACCGGUGUUACGUAAAAUAAAUAAAAAGAAAAACAAAGUACAGGAAAGUUAUUUAAGGAAUUAAUGUAUCAAGAUAAAUGAUCUGGAACUGGAGAACGGACUUGCACCCAUCAACGGGAAAUGAUUACUCGGUAAUACACUUUAUAAAACUAUUACUUUGUGACAGUGGUAGUUGUAACUUUAGUUGUAACAGUGUAAUAAUAUUAAGUGGUGGUGAUAGCGAGGAUGGUGAUGGUGACGGGGGUGGCGGCGGUGCCGGUCGUCCUGAUACAUUCAUUAGACAACAGAGAUAUUAUCUAUCCAAAGGUUUUUUGACAUCUCAAUUAUAUGGGCAUUACUUGAUCAACAUACAGCUCAUGUGAUAAGACAACGGUCCAGUCUUAGAGCUCGAAAUUCCGGCAAAUAAAUAAUAAUAUUAAUAAUAAUAAUAAUAAUAACUUGUUAUUAUUAUUAUUAUUAGUAAUAAAAGCGAUAGAGUUAAGAGAUUAUUUGAGAAAUUUGAUAGAGUAUGAUGGUGAUGCUGCUGCAACGUCUUACCGCCCCACAGUCGACAUACUCUUUGGAAAAUAAGACUAAUUAUUUGUGCGAUUAUUUUGAAAAACAAGAUAAUAAUAAUAAUAUUAACGAUAAUACUAUUAAUAAUAAUAAUAAUAAUCAGCAGUUACUGCUACAGCAAAUUUGCUGUGACAACGAGUUUAAUCCAACUGAUAUAAUUAAACCAAUUGAUAAUUCGCAUUACUGUAAUAAUAGUUAUAAUAAUAAUAUAUACAGUGAUAAAGAUAAAUUACGACGUACAAGCGUUUGCUAUCACAACAAAACUGUAAUUACUAAUAAUAAUAACAAAAAUAAUAGUAGUAAUAAUAAUAAUAACAACACUUAUAACGACGAAGACACUGAAGACGACCAACAAUUAUUGGCACGAGAUAAAUUUCAAAACAAAAGACAUCAAGAGACAAUUAUAACAAACAGUUUAACAACCGCGUCGACGACAACCGCAGGCACAACAAUAACAGGCACAUCCUCCGCGGCAUCAGCAGCAUCUGCUGCGGGUGCGGGUACGACGACGUCCUCGUCGGCCUCACAAGGACGUUUUUGUCCUCCUGGUCAAGGUGUCGCGAUGCGAUAUUAUCGAUUAUGGAUAUACGCUUGUAAUAUAGUUCUUCUUGGAAGUGCUCUCGGUUUGGCAGCAGCGGUUGCUCGUACUCUGGUAUUUACCGGUGAUCCACGUCGGUAUUUAAUACCCGGGGUACCGCGGGCACUGGAUCCAACGGCAUUGUACGCUUAUCUCGCCCUCGCCACACAAUUGGGACUCGUACAAUUACUCGGUUGCAUUGCCGCAAGACGUCUCAGUGCACGGCUCCUCAAUGCCUAUUGGAUACUCCUGCUUGCGCUGCUGUUCGGUGAUACCAUUAUCGGGGUGGCUUGGAUAUUUCGGUUCGAGAGAAUACGAGCGGAAUUACGACCUAGUUUGAGAUUGAGAUUACAAUUGGAGUACGGGAGAGAUUUACGGUUCAGCGAUCAGUGGGAUCAAUUACAGAGGGAUUUUUCUUGUUGCGGUAUUGUUGGACCGAAUGAUUUUGAUGGCCAGUUCAGUUAUCCAGACACGUGUUGUCCAGUUGUCGAAACAAUUAUCAAGGACACUAUCACAGCGACGACUGUUUUUGACAGUAAAACCAAUCAAGGAAAUAUAAUAUACAACAUUAAUGAUACAAACAUUAAUAUCGUUGGAAUUGGUAGUAAUAAUGAUGAUAAUAACAACAAUGUUGGAGACGAAGGUGGUGGUGGAUGUCAACAACCAUUCGCUAAUGGCUGCGAGGAGUAUUUGAUGAACUGGUUGAAAAAAACAGCGGAUUUUUUAUUUGUCCUCGGCUACUGCGUAAUGGCAUUUGCGAAAUUAUGUUUCCUUGGAAUUCUCCGAUACGAGAUAAGGGAGAUGAUACAAAAGAUAAAGUUGCUCAGAGAACCACCGCCGCCUGCAACAUCAGCGUACAUUCAAUCACUAUGUCAGCCAAUUCACGCACCACCGGCAAAUACCGCAGCGACAACAGCCGCUACGACAACAAUUACAGCUUUGACAGCAGCAACCGCGACCAAUACAACGACAAUGAUGAUGAUGACUGGCUCUGAUCAAAGGGGAUCAUCCGCUGGUAGCUGCGGUGCUGGUGACAAUGCUGCGGCAAUGGCAUCAAUCACAGGUAACAACAAUAUACCUCAACUGCCACCAGCUCAACAGCUAGUUAAUUACCAUCACCAGGACUACCCGACUAGUAAUAAACACUCAUUUUUGUACACAAGCAACAUCCAGCAGCAGCAAGACACCGGAGCCGACAGCGAUACCAACAGCCACUGUGCUCUGAUACUCGAGGAAUCGUCAACCCCAACACCCCCGGUGACCCAGCGCAGCAAUUGCCAUCAUCCGCUGAUCACCAGCAUGCGUGACAACAGCAAAAACAAAAACAAUGGUAACAAUAAUUACGAAAUGCGCGAAUUCAACCGGCGGUAUCUGAUAUCAAAUGGUGAUGCCUCGAGUCCCCAAAUCGCCAGUAAUCCCGGUGUAAAAAUCAUCAGUCAAAACAAACGAACUUGACUAUGGAGAUGGUGCCGGGAAAUUUUUAAUCGUUUUUUUUACAGAACUAAUAGACCUGUCGAGCUUGCUUCGAGCUUUCACAAAUAGAUUAACAUAAAUAAUUAAUUAAUAAUAACAAUAAUAAUAAUACAUAUAAUUAAUCUUUGUUUUUUUUUUAAUUAUUUUCUUUCUUUUUUUUUGUAAGUGAAAGUGAUUGUAAAAAAAUAAAUGAUAAAGACUGAGAAUUUUUGCGACGGAUUCGAUUCUAUCGAUUAUAAAUAAUAUUGCAGGGUAGUGAUUAUUAUAAAUUUUAUUUAUGAGUGUGAGUAGCAGACAUCAGACAAAUUUAAACUUAUAAAUAAAUAUAGUAAAUAAUUAAUAAAAUAAAAUUUAAAAAAAUACAUAUACUUAAUUUUGAAUUGUCUAAACAUGUAUUUUUUAUUUUUAUUUUAUAAACAUUUAAAUUUAUUUAAAAAUUUAAAAAAUUAUCAGAUGUCCGCUAACUUUACUAUCUACAUUCACACUCAUAUUUACUUAUAAAUUUAUUUGUGAUGAUUUACUUAUUUUUUAUUAAUUAUAUAUAUAAAUAUUUAAGAUGAUAAUACUAGUGUAUAGUGAUUCUGAGGUGAAUAAAGUGAAUAGUAUAAAGUCAUUACUAAAAGAUAUUACUGCCAAGUCGCGGCUUCCAAAAAAACCGCGCGCGGAAACUUACACAUGUCUCCAGUGUCGCGUAUAGUAGUCGGAAAUACAAAAGUUUGAAAGAGUUUAGUUAAAUAUCAUGUAAAAGUUAUUUUCACCUCAUUGUCUUUAUUAUUGAGAACGACCAAAAUUAAUAUAUAUUAAAUAUAAGAAUUUAAAUUAUAAUUGCGCAAAUAAAAGUUGAUUAAAAAAAACAUUAUAAUUAUAUAAUUGAUGAUGCUUACGAAACUAAUUUUAGACAUGUGCGUACUGAAAGCUUUAGUUAAUUUAAGCAAGUGUGAGAGAAGAGAGUUCCUUAUAUAAAUAAAUUUGUUUGUGUAAAUAAUUGCUGAACAAGGCUCAUACACUAAACCAAAAUUGUAUAAAAAAAAGUAAAAAAAGAAGAAGAAAAUUUAAAAAAAAAAAAAAAAGAAAUUUAAGUACAGUAAUGUAGAUAUGUUUGUAAUUCAUAUUCUUCUACGUAAAAAAUAUAAAUGAAAAUGAAAAAUAAAAAACAAUAAUUGCGCGCGGAAAUUUUUGCGACAAGGCUGCGCUUUAUUGUUGAUUAUUAUUUGAAAUUUAGUUUUUUAAAAUUUAUCGCGAUAUGUAUAGAACAUCUCAUUGUAAAAGAAAAGUAUGAAGCUGUUUAAAAAUAGUUAUUUAGACUAAACCAUUCCAUGGAAGCUUUAAUCCCUGCCGUCAUUCGUAAACAGAUAGUACUUAGCUACUUUACGCACCCAAAACAAUAAAAAGAAACACUUAAAAUGUAAUGAGUAAAAUGAGUACUUAAUAAAACAUGAGAUGGGAGCUUUGAAUAUAGUGCCUGCUUUAUAAAUAUAUGAUAUUUAAAAAUAUAUAUUAAUGUUAUGAUAGUUUUACAGAAUGCGGUCUAUUUAAAGUAGAAAUGUAAUAACAAGAUCAAUAAAAAUGCUAUAAUAUGUAUAUGUAUUGUACUUGUGUACGAUCGUAAAACAAAAAUUGUGUAAAUCUUAAAAUAAGCUUAUAUAAUUAGUAUAUAUUUGGAUGUAUGUAAGUAUGUAGAGACGAAUGUAUAAAUAUAUGAGUGUGGAAAACGUCAACCAUCAAUAAUAGAGAAAUUAUCAAGACUGCUUUCUUAUAUCCUUGCUUUGCUUUUAUAUAUAUACAUAUAUAUAAAUAUAAGUAUAUAUAUUUAUAUCUAUGAAUUUAUUAAGUGCGCGGUUUAAACAUCACACUCAUUGCGCGUAUGAUACCGAGUGUUGUGAGUACACUGUAAAAAAUUCCGAGUGAAUUUGAAUUUUAUUUGAAUCCGAUUUCUCUCCGCGGAGUUAAAAAAAAUCACUCUGCGUACGGAGUAAAUACGGAGUUUAGUUUAUCAGUGGAGUGAUUUCCCAGUGAUCUGGAUUCCGAGGGAAUUAAAUAAAUAAUCAUCUUCUUCGCAUUCACUCCGAAUUCAAUUCGCGUUCACUCGGUAAAUUUUUUGCAGUGUAAGAUUUGAAAAAAAAUAAUUGCUCCAAUACUGUACUUAUUAUAAUGGUGAUGAUGCUAGUCAUGUAAAAACUAACGUAUGCGUGUAAGUCGAUUAAUAUUAAUCUCGAUUAUAUGAAUAAUAUAUAUAAUAAUAAUAAUAAUAAAUAAAUAAUUCGUUAUUUAGUAU
Molecule: messenger RNA, 5621 nt
Organism: Microplitis demolitor
Lineage: Eukaryota; Metazoa; Arthropoda; Insecta; Hymenoptera; Braconidae
Exons: 4
Coding region: 1250-3328 (692 amino acids)
Cellular component (GO): membrane
Source: RefSeq, a predicted model, not a curated record